Molecule: messenger RNA, 513 nt
Organism: Komagataella phaffii GS115
Lineage: Eukaryota; Fungi; Ascomycota; Pichiomycetes; Pichiales; Pichiaceae
Product: Catalytic subunit of the mitochondrial inner membrane peptidase complex
Exons: 1
Coding region: 1-513 (170 amino acids)
Biological process (GO): mitochondrial respiratory chain complex assembly
Cellular component (GO): mitochondrial inner membrane peptidase complex; membrane
Molecular function (GO): serine-type endopeptidase activity
Source: RefSeq, a predicted model, not a curated record
AUGCUCAAACACUCCUUAAAAACAGGGUUGGUCUUUCUCACUUGGAUACCGGUGAUUUAUACGGUAAAGGAACACCUGAUAUACGUUGGAAAGGUGGAAGGAUCCUCAAUGUCACCCACUUUGAAUCCCGUUAAAGGUUAUUCUGACUAUGUGAUUUUAUGGAAGUUAAACUUCAAAGAGUCACUCAAAGUGGGAGACGUGGUUUUUAUAAGGUCUCCUGUAGAUCCAGAGAAGUUAUAUGCUAAACGUAUAAAGGCUGUUCAAGGGGAUACCGUGGUGACUAGGCAUCCAUACCCCAAAGACAAAGUGUCCAUUCCAAGAAACCAUCUUUGGGUAGAAGGAGACAAUAUACACAGCGUGGAUAGUAACAACUUUGGUCCGAUAUCGUUGGGCCUUGUAUUAGGAAGAGCAACUCACGUAAUUUUUCCCCUGAACAGGAUAGGUAAUAUCUCUGGUGAAGGGGGUAGAGAAGUUAGGGAGGAUUAUUUAAGAGCGGAGGACAGUCCGAUGUAA